This is a messenger RNA of Trichomonas vaginalis G3, 1416 nucleotides long. RefSeq lists its product as uncharacterized. The coding region runs from base 1 to 1416 and encodes 471 amino acids. The record is from RefSeq and is a predicted model, not a curated record. The transcript has a single exon. Lineage: Eukaryota; Parabasalia; Trichomonadida; Trichomonadidae.
AUGAAUAUAGUUGUCGAGGAAUUACCAUCUGGCGAUGUCAAGCUUGAAAACUGCAAUAGCCGAGUUAAGGAAUGCGAGGAAUACUUACUAAAUAGCCAGUGGGUGCAAUUCCAAUACCUUUUCAAACAACUUAUUAAAUUCAAUGAAAAGAACAGAUAUGAAAUUCCAGAAGCAUUUUCAACAGCAUUCGAUACAAUGAAGAAAUCCGCAAUAUCUCAUAUCUUAAAGAAUUUAGAAAUCGCAAAUAUUUUCGAAGAUUUCAAAGUUUGGUUCCAAAGACUCUCUGAAGUUGUUUCUUCAAAGGAAGAACUAUGGAACAUUAUCCAUACUCAAGCAAAUAUGAGCAUUCGCGUAACAAUGCGACAAAAUCAAGAAUUAGUUUCACUUUUCUUUACUCCAGAAACACUCUUCGAAUAUGGUAUUAAACCAUUCAUGGAAUCAAACGUUUGUGACUUUAAGAAUGUAAUGAAUGAAGAAAAUUUAAUUGAUAAUUUUUAUGGCGUUGCAGGGUUUGUCAGAGCUUGCGGUCUUUCUACAACGUUCGAAUCAAAUAACCAAGACUAUUUCAAUUUUGUAGAAAAAAUCUUGGUUAAUUUUGUAAAUUUGCCAGAUUUUGACCCUCACAGAUUUGUAUGGCUUGUCGAAGCUUGUAAUGGAAACUUGAAGAUACCACCAGCAACUUUUCGUGAAAUAUGCCAAAAUACAAUAGAAAAGUUUUCACAGCAAGAAUUUAAAGGACAGCUCAUGCAAAAACUAUAUAAAUUUUGUGUCCUAUCUACAUCACCUCUUAUGCAAACGUUCCCAGUUAUUCAGCGCUGCAUUGACGAUACAUAUGUACAAUUAAUUGAAGAACAAAGGUCAUUUUCACGUCGCUACAUAUUCAGCCAGUUUACAUCCAUUGAAUGGAAUGGUAAAUCAACUGGUCAAGUAUGCGAUCAGUUGAAAUGCUGGACAUUAUUUGUCAGCAACGUUUCUUUGAGACUUGCUGAUAAACCAGAGCUUCCAAAGAUGAUUUUACAAGAUUUACUUGAUGAUAGUAUGUCUUUCUUUGAAGGUUUCUUUGCAGACGCCCAACCAACAAAAGAAAAGGCCAUUGACAUGAGAUGCUAUAUUCUUCACAUUGCAGAAACAAUAGAAGAGUUUUAUCCAGGUCCAAUUCCCCAAAAUACAAUUUACAAAGUUUGGUAUAUCUUAUUUAUUGCUGCUAUCGCAGGAGCAUUGGAACAUGAGCUUAACGAUAUUCAUUAUGCUGAUGCCCCUAAACCAGAUACACCAACUUUAGGUUUGGAACACUCUGCAACAGAUUUUACAAGUUAUACCUUUGCUUUGUCUGUUUUGUCAAAGAAGUUUGAAGUUCAAAACGAUACAUUCACAGAAAUGUUUGCUUUUAUUAGACAAAACAUUAAAUAUCCAUAA